AGAGGACUUCAUCAGUCUGUUCUCUGCCCGAGACUCCCACCUGAUAUGCCCGUGUUCACUGGACACCAUGGGGCCAUUCCACACUUCAGGCAUCGCAGGACUCCAACACACUAUUAACAUGGACGGCAGGGACGAGUUCACCGAAGACAGUGAAUGCUGCAGCAACAACUCCCAAGAAAUCCAAGGGCAGGAUAGCCUCUCAGAAGACAGCGAUAGCGACCCUGACAACCACGGUGAAGACUCGUCCUCCAACACCUCGGCCGACGACCACAUGACCACCAAGAGAACGCAGUGCCGCCUACAAGGAGCGGGAGUCAAAGAGGAGAGCGAGGAAGGGGCAGACCACGGCAACAACUUCGUCUGUCCUCUCUGCACGCUGGAUUUUAGCAGCCCUGAGAAGCUCAUCUCCCAUGUCUACCAGCACACGACCAUGAUGAGCAACACCAAGAGCUAUGUGUGCCCAGUGUGUGGGCGAGCCCUGAGUUCGCCUGGCUCACUUGGACGGCAUCUUCUCAUCCACUCCGAGGACCGCCUCUCCAACUGCGCUGUCUGUGGUGCACGCUUCACAGACACCAACAACUUUAACAGGGAGAAGCUCAAAGAUGUCCUCGACACAACCAGGAUGGAUGUCGGUGGACGGGACCCCUGUUCCCUGUCCCACUCCCUCUCCAGCAGCCCCAUGAGCAGCCCGGGCCCCGGCACUCACUCCUGCCACGGACCAGGCCCCAGCCCCAGCUCGUGUCAGGGUCCUCGCUCAUGCCAAGCGCCUGAACCCAAUCCCAACCUGUGUCAAGCCCAUCGCACCUGCCAGGGGCCGGGCCACAUCUCGAACCAGUGCCAAGGCCCCAGACCGUGUCACGGUGCAGGCCCGGGGUCUGGACCCUGCUCGGGCCCGGGACCUUGCACAGGCUCUGACCAAGGACCCUCCUUUCCUUCACUGCCUGACAGUCUCCUCUCUGAAGGGCCAUCACUCGCGUCUAUCCCCGAUGCUCUUAACUCCUCCUCUUCGGGCCUUCCUCCCAUCCCUGACAUCCUGAGCCCUAUGCCUGUGUAUCCCGCCGGAGUGCUGCUGGUGUGCAACAGCUGCGUGGCCUACCAGCAGUUAGUGGAGGCCCAGUCGCCGAUGCGAAAGUGGGCUCUGCGCAGGAAGAACGAGCCCUUGGAGGCCCGCUUGCAGCGUCUGGAGCGCGAGCGGACGGCCAAGAAGAACAAGCGGGCGUGCGAGACGGACGAGGAGCGCGAGAUGAGGAGGCUGCGGGACAGAGAGGCCAAGCGCAUGCAGAGGAUGCAGGAGACGGAGGAGCAGCGGGCGCGCCGGCUGCAGAGAGACCGGGAGGCCAUGCGCGUCAAGAGGGCCAACGAGACGCCGGAGAAGAGGCAGGCCCGGCUGAUCCGCGAAAGGGAGGCGAAGAGAAUCAAGCGACGCCUGGAGAAGAUCGACCCUGCUCUGAGGACACAGAUAGAACACGAUCCUGCCGCGAUGGCUGCCCUCACGGCGGACAUGAGUCUCUUUCAGUUCCCCUGCCCCAUGCCGGUCCCUUCCAUUGAUAAUGGUCUUUUCAUGAAGCUGCCCUGAUAGGACCAGGCCACUGGGGGGGGCAUCAGCCGGCUUCUAGCAGCAUCAUUAACCUCUGCACUGCACCACCAGGCUGCUGUGGUCCCAGUGAACCAUUCCUAGCUGGUUUGCUCCCAGCUCCUUCUGUGUCGAACAGCUUCACACACAAACUGCUUUGUUAAAUACAACGAACACUUCUUCAAUUUCUAAUUUAUUAAAGUCUAGAAAACCUUGGGAACAGGGUUGAGAAUGUUUCAUAUCGUAUGGAUGAUGACAUAAGAGCAUGUUGUAAAGAGAUUUAUCUGUUCGUCAGUGGACCAGCAGAUUGACGCAGUUCAUUCUAGCAGGAGCAGUUACACUUCCUUUGAGGAAAAAAAAAAAUCUUUUGCACAUGGACCUUCAGUGACGGGAGCGGGGACUCUGUAGCCACAGCCCCCUCCUUUCUGGUCCACUCCGCCAACCCAGUGACUCGGAUUUACCGGUAGCUACACCUCUCUCUUCAAGCUGCUGCCGUGGGUCCCUGGGAAGUUCACAUUCAGUCUAACUACUACCUCAGCCGGCGCCGGAGUCGCGCCCUCUGUCCUGUGGCUUACUGCGUUCCAACUCCAAGCUUCCAAAGCUCUAUAUGUACUGUACACAACUACAGAGGAUGCAGGUUGUUUUCCCACAAUUUGUGUUUAUAUAUUUAUCAUUCAGGCACUUUAAUAGGACACAAACAUUCACAAGAGCGACUAAUUUGCAGACGCUCCGGUUCGACUGGAGAGCGUUUGAUGAUAGUGUUUGUUAGCAGAUGAGCUCUGAGUGUUGGUCCUAUUGAACACGCCCAGCGCUGAGCUACAUUCCGUUCUCCUGAGUUGUACAUCUUAAUGCAUCCGCCUCCUUACAUUCUCUUUGCCAAGAUCUCUUUUCUUUACACUCUGAAUAUUUUGCCAAUGUCAUUUCUUUUUUUUCUUUUUUUUAAACGUUCUGUUACAGAGCUUUUUCUGUGGCUCAUAAAAACUCAGUCUGUGCUGCUGUUAUUGUACUGUACAAUACAUUAGUUACCUCUUCUAUAUAUAUAUAUAUAUAUAUAUAUAUUGGGCUCGUUAAAGAAUAUUGUGCUAAAACGUUCCAUUAGGUGGUCAAAAGGAAACCGUACCUAAUAUGUUCACCUCAGAAUUUGUCACAUUACUUGAAUUCUGCCCGCAAAGAUGCGUUUGUUUUCCUGGUUCUGAGUCCAUUUACAACAUGUUGUUAUUAUUCUACGGAGAGAAUCAUACACAGAUAAUGCAACCUCUGCUUUGUGCAAUUUGUGUAGCAUUCACAUGCGUUGUAAAGCUGCAGUACCUUCAAAAAAAAAUGUGUACCACUUAAAUUUAGGUUAUUUUUUUAUAUCCAUAAGUCAGCAGAUAUUUAUUGAGUCACACAACAGGUGGAACUUAUUUUAAACACCAUUUUUUUUUGUUUCUUUCUUUCUUCCGUUACUGAGCACAGCCCACACCAGGAGAUUUUUAUUAAUCUUAUAUCCAUUAACCUCAUUCCAGCACAUAUUUAUGCAAUAUGAUGUGAAUAUAUUUUUCUCGUGAAAGUGUUUUUGGGGUUAUUUUGUUUGGUAUAAAAAAAAAAAAGAAUUGUUUUAAUGCUUAAUUUCGAGGCCAUGUUUGAAUAUCCCUCGUUUAAUUUCCUGCCUGUAAGGUUACCUCCAGUUUAUUUGACUCCUCUUCUCCAGAUGCAAACGUUCACAGUGUCAAAUGAGCAGUUUCAGAAGUAUUCUUUCGACGAAUACGACGAGUAGUGGUUCUGUUUGAGUCACUCCUAGACGAGAGUCCGCCUACCGGGCAGUUUGUUGCAGCAAAUUUAACCGAGAAAGGGGAAAAAAAACGAAUAGGGACUUUUGGUUUUAUCCUCAGAGACUUUUCUAGGAGUGCAUCAAACCUCUAUGCAACAGAUGUGCUAUUUAUCAAGGGAAAUGGAUUCACUUUUCACUGAAACUAUGCAGAAUGCGACUUUAAUUUUAAACAGACUUCAAAGUAAAGAGUUCAGCUUCUCAGGCAAUUUAACUCAGUGAGAGGGCUCCGAGCCUUGAUUCAACACCCUGGUCCAUAAGAUUCAUUUAUAGACCUGAUGUAACAGAUUUUAGGCGGUCGUGGGACUUUUCUAGAGACACUUCUCAGAUGCGUUCUCUCUUCCUAGUUCAGCACACAAAAGCAACAGGGUCUCACUGCCAUCCUAGUCAUGACACACUCUACCAAGGGCAGAUCACUGUUUUCAAAAACUAAAAGGCUUCAGGUGUCAUUUAUUCCUCUCCUCCUCUCUCAGACUAUGAAUACUGGGUAUUCUCGGAGGUUGCUCUUUGAUAUUGCUGUGAUUCCCCCCUUUUUGUCCUGCAGUGGAAUAAUGGGACAGAAAAACUUCAGCGUCUGUGGUCUGACAUACUAUUGCAAAGGAAGUACUGUGGACUCUGAGGUGGCGUUGUGUCUUUACGAGCAGUCCUCUCAGUACGGAUUAGGUAAGCACUGCAUGUCGUGAAACUGCACUUGUCCUAGAAUGGUUCGAUAUGAGCUUGUGUUCUACUGUUAGUUUAUGCCUGCCUGUUUUUUACAGUUUAAUCAAAAAAAAAGAAGAAAAAAAAAGAAAAAAAAGAUGUUGUUAAAAAUGUUGGCCUUUCUAUAUUAAUUCUAUCAGGAUUUUCUCUCAAUGUCCAUGUUUACAAGAUAAAUCUCUCUGAACAAGGCCAAAUGAAUGAGCUAAACUGCUAACGACAGUGAUCUAUCAAUGCAUUCUGACUGGAUGGACCUUCGGGGACGUCAUCCUCUGUUACUGGAUUAACAGAUGUACAGACCACGAUGAAACCUGGUAAAGAAUGUUGGAAAUAAACAUUGAGUUUAUUAUAA
Molecule: messenger RNA, 4428 nt
Organism: Stegastes partitus (bicolor damselfish)
Lineage: Eukaryota; Metazoa; Chordata; Actinopteri; Pomacentridae
Gene: znf821
Product: zinc finger protein 821
Exons: 6
Coding region: 68-1576 (502 amino acids)
Biological process (GO): regulation of transcription by RNA polymerase II
Cellular component (GO): nucleus
Molecular function (GO): DNA-binding transcription activator activity, RNA polymerase II-specific; RNA polymerase II cis-regulatory region sequence-specific DNA binding
Source: RefSeq, a predicted model, not a curated record